Molecule: messenger RNA, 444 nt
Organism: Symbiodinium natans
Lineage: Eukaryota; Dinophyceae; Suessiales; Symbiodiniaceae
Source: the annotation of a GenBank genome assembly
AUGCGAUUUCCACCCUCCAAGCCCGCUCACGCAAAAGCCUUUCCUCCCAUUAUGCCACACUCUUCGAGGAUUUCAGACUUGUCGCAGUUCCUUGCGGGCACGGCUGGCGCAGAGGAAGAGGAGGCUAGAGAAUCCAACCUUGUCUUUCUGAUUUUGUAUGCCGGCAGGGAAAAGGCCCCCGAGGGCCGCAUCAAAGCCCGCCCUCCCAAAGAUUCCAUAAAGGUCCCAAGAGCUACAUGCAGCCACAUUCGUAGCAGCACAUUCCUCGAUGGUAGAUUGCUGAGAAGCUUUGCACAAGCUUCACAGUCACUUUGGCCCAGGUGGAGGAGUGGGUCGAAGUUGCAGACGGCAUGGGUCAGGCCUCAAAGCCCAGAGCGUAGUCAACCGGCCAAGUCUUUCAAAUUUGCGCCCCUCUUGAUGCAGCGCUUGCCUGCGCUAUCCUGA